AUGGAUUGCUGGUAUGCACAGAUUUCUUUACUCCUCUUCUCUCUGUGAACUAGUAUACCAUUGUAAAAAUUUUCUAUUUUUGCAAAUCUACAUCUGUGAGUAUAAAACAAUUUUUUAAAAUAUAAAUUUUAAUAAAAAAAUUUUGAUAAUUAGCAUAAUAAAAUCUCUAACUAAUUUUAUUGAAAUUUAAAUAGUUUGCAUUCUAAAAGCAUAUCUAAAUUAAUUUACCUUUCCAUUUUUGCAAAUUGGUAGUUUUUUUAUUUCAAUAAAAAAAAAUUUAACUACCAUGAGCAACAAAAUUUUGUUCACUCAGGGAGGAAAGUUAGAGGAAUUAAAAAAGAUCGCUAUUUCUGGAAAUUUGAGGAACAGAAUAGUAACCUGAAGAGUCUUACUUGGAUUACUGUCUGGAACUAUUGAUGAAUGAGUUACACAAUCAUGAAAAAUGAGAGAAGAAUAUUACAAAUUAAAAACAGAGCUGAGUCCUUCAGUUCUGCAGAGCGGCGAAGAUUUAAAUUUGCAUAAUCCUUUGUCGACUUAUCAUAAAGUAAAGGCUAGCUCUCCUUAUUGUAAGCGAACAAAAAAUUUUGUUCGCUCAUGGAGGGGUUAUUUUUUUUAAGCUUAAUCUAUAAAUUUUAUAAAAUAAAUUUGAUUUGUCAAAUUCCUUUUAUAAUAUGUAAUUUGUUAAAAAAUUAAUUUAAAUAAUUAUCACUUAUAUAUUCAACUUAAUAAAUUCUUUGUAUGCUUACUCAUAAGUUAGGUUUUUGACCAAAAAAUAGGGAUUUUGCAAUGAUUAAAUUCGCUCACUGAGGGAGGAGUAAGUAGAAUCCAUGAAUGUGCCAUUUCAAGAAUAGUGAUAUAAGAAACAAAAUAAAGCUGGAUGUCGACAGAACAAUGCCUGAAAAUGAAAUUUUCAGGAGGGAUCAUGUUAAAAGAAUAUUAGAAGAUAUAUUAUUUGUGUGAAGCUCGCUACAUGAAAUUGGCUACCAGCAAGGCUAUAAUGAAAUUAUUGCUGUUAUUUUGAUGGUUGGGCUGGAAGAAGAAGAAACUAUUGAUGGGCUGAGCAGCUGGGAACAUCUUGAAGCAGACACCUAUUGAAUUUUUGAUAAAAUUAUGAGCCUAGGGGUUGGCCAGCUUUAUAAGACUGUUGAAGAGCCCAUUUUAGAAAACUCAUUAAAUGAUAUUCCCAGGCUAGAUAAAUCUAAAUUUGAAGAUGUCCCAGAACUGAUAAGAAAAAGUCACUAUAUAUUUCACAGAAUUCUACAGAAAAUAGAACCGAAAUUGCAUUCCCAUAUAUUGAAUCACGAAUUUGAGCCACAAAUAAUUCUAGUAAGAUGGCUUAGAUGCCUAUUUAGCAGAGAAUUUUCCAUUUUUGAUACAGUAAUGAUAUGGGAUGCUAUUUUUGGAAUCCAUAAUAUUGAUAUGCCUGAUCUUGAGCUUGUUAAUUAUAUAUGUGCAGUCAUGCUUGAUGUUGAAAGUGAAAAUCGUAAUUUUUAUUUAGUUUUAAAGGUCUCUGAUGUAGAAUUGUUAAAAGCUCUUACUUGCGAUUUUAAAAUCGAAAAUUCUCGUGACGUCAUAGAAUCAGCUUGCAUUAUAUAUAACUCAAAGCCAAGAAAUAAGAGCCUUUCUCCAGUCAAAUUCCAUGAGGAAGAUCAAAAUUCGUCUACUUUUUCAUUUAAGAAUUUUUUUGGGUCUAUUUUACCAAAUUUCUCAUUUGUAUGUAAUGAAGAACAGGAAGAUUUCACAACUUAUAUAACUAUGAAAACAAUGAAAAGCCAAAAUUUGAUCACUGAAUUUUCUCCUUACUCUUCUGAUUGGAAUUAAAAAUAACCAAAAAAUUAAAUAAAUAUAAUUUCACAAAAAAGGGGGAAAAAUGAAUAGGAGAUUUAA
Messenger RNA from Blepharisma stoltei, 1887 nucleotides. The record is from the annotation of a GenBank genome assembly. Lineage: Eukaryota; Ciliophora; Heterotrichea; Heterotrichida; Blepharismidae.